AUGUCGGGAGAAUAUAACGGGUGCGGUAACGUUUCCCAGCCGAGUUCAGAAAUUUUUUCUCGGGUCACUUUUGCGGUAUGAGGCUUGAUCAAAGAAGCCUGUUUGUACUCGUUGAAGCCGCCCACAAUACAAGUUAGCAGUGACGGUUUUCCAAAAACUUAUAAUGGACAAUUCCAGUUGUUGUCCAUCAAACACACAACAAAACUUUGUUUAGGUGCAAGGAAGCCUUGGGCGUGUCUGGUAUCGAAUCAGUACCAAUGCUACGAACGCUUAGAAUUCGAAUACAAGAUCCAUUUUUCGUCGCCUGUUAAUAACCGAUUAAGGAAUGGUUCAUUAGCGUUGCGUGUAAUGUUUGCUGAACAAAUGGUAAGAUGACUCAAUUUCUGAUGGAGAUGCAAACGAUUUGUUUCAGGACUCACUCUGAACAUUUCUACAAGUUCUUGUCACGUUGUCCUGGAAUUUGCGUCCACAACCUGUCGAAGAUCCUCGUUGUUCAUGAUUUUUGGUCUCCUUGAGCGCG
This is a messenger RNA of Acanthoscelides obtectus, 520 nucleotides long. The record is from the annotation of a GenBank genome assembly. NCBI's taxonomy places the organism in Eukaryota, Metazoa, Arthropoda, Insecta, Coleoptera, Chrysomelidae.